This is a messenger RNA of Lymnaea stagnalis (great pond snail), 6824 nucleotides long. The record is from the annotation of a GenBank genome assembly. Lineage: Eukaryota; Metazoa; Mollusca; Gastropoda; Lymnaeidae.
CUGAAGACUUGACGACAAAUGAGGCCGGAGUGGGCCGAGGCAUGUCAUGGCGAUCUGCACAGUUUGUUGAUACUGCGACUGAUCCAGUUUUUGCAAGUUCAGAUUAGGGUGGCAUAAUGAACGCGGGCGUCAGUUGUGCGGCCGUAAUGAACGCGGCGUCUGGUGUGCAAUGGUGUGUAUGUAGUCCUUGCUUUUCUUAUUAUUACUAUUGUGAAAAGUAAAAAUUGUUUUAAAAAUUUUAUUUUUAAAAAAUAGGAAAAUUUCGUGUAAUUUAAGUACCAUUUCAUGAUAUUUUUUUUAAACGGCCCCUUGAGGUGGUACCAGAAAGUAGAAAGUAGAAACUCACUGUGAUUUAUAAUUAUUGUAUGACGUACGUAGGGUUAGUCCUGUGCUAUAUUUACGGCUAGUGAUUUAGGUACGUAUACAAUCUGCUAUUGUUGUAGAUACGCUUAACAUAUGCUUAAUUUAAUGGAUAUGUAUGAUAUGUUUGUUUAUAAAAGUGGGAAUAUCAUACACUACAGCAUAAGUUUAGUAUAAAGUAGUUAUUAGAUAGUGGAGUUGGUGCGCUCUUCAAGUUUCCCUGGUUACUGAGGGUGUUGUUGAUAAAGCUCAUGAUGUUGUAGUUGAUAAUUUCGUUGAUAAUAUUGAUUAAGUGGUUGAAGCUUUUUUUUUUUUUAAAAUAUUUUUAUACCGUUGAAUUUUCUGUUGGUGUUGAUGAUGCCAGUGGGUGGUGGUGUUGAUGAUGCCAGUGUGUGGUGGUGUUGAUGAUGUUUGAUGUCUGUUUGAUGCCGCUGACGCUACCGUCGGUGAGGUUUUCCAUGAUAUCGUGUUAGUCUACAGCCGCCACGGUGGUGCGGCUCUGUUUUCAACAUCGGUCCGCCUGGCCGUCUAAACAGCACAAUCGCAGACUGUUCGAAUUCCAGAUAGGUGCUUGUACAAAGUCAAUCAGCCGUGACGAGGCACGUAAGUGAAACGUCUCCAUUGUGGUACCGUAGGUUAGGCCGCAGGUCAGCGGUCCUCACAUUUUCUGAUCAAACUAAUAGGAUCAGUGUGGGGGGGGGGUUCUUUUUAUAAGUUAAGAAAUGUAAAUCUUGACAACUGAGACCCCGUGUUUGUCAACGUGUGCUGUUUCAAACAUCGCUAGAGGGUUCCAUUUAUUCAAACACGCUUUCAGAGAAGGUUCCAUCGGUCAAAGUUUAGCGACCCCCCCCCCCGAUCUCAAUCAACACAUCUUCAAGUGUGUAAACUGCUCUCUUGUUUUCAAUGAGUGACGUACUUAAAACGGUCUUCAAACGGUCUUUCGGGUUUUACUGCUUUGAUAGUGUUUAACAGUGAUAGACAUCUUAGUGUUUCAAGGGCAGUUCGGGACCAAGCAAGCAAGGAAUCUCAACGCCUAAUAUGUUGCAUGUUGACAGCGAUGCAUUUACAAAUACGUCCUUAGAUAUUCUAAAAAACUAAUUGGUCGUUCGGUGACCAUGUGUUAUGUUGAGUCCCUGUAGCAUCCCCCCUGCCUUAAGCACACACUCCACGGUGUGACAAAUACAAGAAAUCUAAACCGACUGUUAUUGUAAUAACAUACGCGUUAUAUUCUAUAACGUAUAGACGACCGAGUAUUCGUUUGUGGACAUUUUUCUGGGGGGCCAGAGGCGGAAAUAGGGAAGUUGCUCUUCGGAAGGCGUAUGGUAUUGAUGAGGUUUUUACUUGACUUGAGUUUGCUGUUGGUCUUGGCUUGACUGUUUCGUUGAUCGUCAUGGCAACUGUAAGCCGUGCAUGCGUGUAAGCGUUUUUUGGGGAAAAAGGUAAAUGUUAAUCAGAAUUGGUGUGUAUUUCAUUAUAUUUUUAAUGUAACUGUUUCAUGUACAGAAUCACGAAGCCAGACUGGCAAGGAAGAUGACAGCUACCCCUACUAUGGCCAGAUUUCCCCAGAUUGGCCGUCAAAAUGUCAACUUUGUAAGAAAGCAAAGACCGCACAGGGAUGUCGUGCGACAAAGCCUGCCCCACAUCGGUAGUUGUUAUAAUUUUUAUACUCUUUAAAAAUAGAUUUCUAUAACACGGACUCAUUUGUGGUAUGCCUAAAUAAUUUUAAAAGCAGUAUCUGAAGUUUAAAAAAAAAAAAAAAUAUUUACAAAUUUUGUAAACCUUGAUUCGUUGUUCCCUACCCUAAAAAAACCAGGUAAAUACGUCAUAGACACUCCAAGAGAUGAGUUUCUGGACUGGAGACAGCAGUACUUUCGGUAUCAUGAGUCUAACAGGGGCGUCCUGCGCAGAAAGGUGAGGUGAACGUAAGAUAGUGAUGGGAGGUUCUAGGGGCGUACUUUUCUCUGGGGCAUGAAGUUUGCUAGUGGGGUGUUACGGGAACGCACAACUCACUGGGAGUCGGAGUGUGCUAGUGGGGUGAUACAGAGACGCACCACUCACUGGGAGUCGGAGUGUUCUUGUGGGGUGAUACAGGAACGCACUACUCACUGGGUGUUGGAGUGUGCUAGUGGGGUGAUACAGAGACGCACCACUCAUUGGGAGUUGGAGUGUGCUAGUGGGGUGAUACAGAGACGCACUACUCACUGGGAGUUGGAGUGUGCUAGUGGGGUGAUACAGAGACGCACCUCUCACUGAGAUUUGGAGUGUGCUAGUGGGGUGAUACAGAGACGCACUACUCACUGAGAGUUGGAGUGUGCUAGUGGGGUGAUACAGAGACGCACCACUCACUGGGAGUUGGAGGGUGCUAGUGGGGUGAUACAGAGACGCACCUCUCACUGAGAGCUGGAGUGAGCUAGUGGGGUGAUACAGAGACGCACCUCUCACUGAGAGUUGGAGUGUGCUAGUGGGGUGAUACAGAGACGCACUACUCACUGGGAGUUGGAGUGUGCUAGUGGGGUGAUACAGAGACGCACCUCUCACUGUGAGUUGGAGUGUGCUAGUGGGGUGAUACAGAGACGCACCACUCACUGGGAGUUGGAGUGUGCUAGUGGGGUGAUACAGAGACGCACCACUCAUUGGGAGUUGGAGUGUGCUAGUGGGCUGAUACAGAGACGCACUACUCACUGGGAGUUGGAGUGUGCUAGUGGGGUGAUACAGAGACGCACCUCUCACUGAGAGUUGGAGUGUGCUAGUGGGGUGAUACAGAGACGCACUACUCACUGAGAGUUGGAGUGUGCUAGUGGGGUGAUACAGAGACGCACCACUCACUGGGAGUUGGAGUGUGCUAGUGGGGUGAUACAGAGACGCACCUCUCACUGAGAGUUGGAGUGUGCUAGUGGGGUGAUACAGAGACGCACUACUCACUGGGAGUUGGAGUGUGCUAGUGGGGUGAUACAGAGACGCACCUCUCACUGAGAGUUGGAGUGUGCUAGUGGGGUGAUACAGAGACGCACUACUCACUGGGAGUUGGAGUGUGCUAGUGGGGUGAUACAGAGACGCACCACUCACUGUGAGUUGGAGUGUGCUAGUGGGGUGAUACAGAGACGCACCACUCACUGGGAGUUGGAGUGUGCUAGUGGGGUGAUACAGAGACGCACCACUCACUGAGAGUUGGAGUGUGCUAGUGGGGUGAUACAGAGACGCACCACUCACUGAGAGUUGGAGUGUGCUAGUGGGGUGAUACAGAGACGCGCCACUCACUGGGAGUUGGAGUGUGCUAGUGGGGUGAUACAGAGACGCACCUCUCACUGAGAGUUGGAGUGUGCUAGUGGGGUGAUACAGAGACGCACCACUCACUGGGAGUUGGAGUGUGCUAGUGGGGUGAUACAGCAAAACGCAAAAAGUCGCAUGCAUGAACGUGUGUGGUUGGGGUGCUGGCUGUGGAGCUGGUUGGGGAGCCGACUGAUUUGGUAGGUUGGGAAUCUGGCUGACUUAGUUGGUUGGGGGCCUGACCAACUUAUUUGUUUGUUUUGCUCGUGAUUGCAGAGGCUAAACCGGCAUGGCUUUUUGACGCAGGAGAUCGACAUUUUCUGACGUAGAGAGUUAGGGAUUAGAUUCAGAUCGAAUGACGUCAAUUUGAUUUACCCCCCCCCCCCACCAAGUCUUGGUCAACAGGCUUAUCAUUUAAAUAAAAGGAUGUUCUGUCAGACGUUUCUAACCUCUACAGAUUGAAUCACUGCCCGAGGUCCCUAAACGCUGGGAUAUGCGAACCACCCACUCGAUACCACACAAAGACCUCAGGGAAACAGUCGCAAGUCCGACCACAAAUCCGACCAUAAGCCAUGCCGACCCUCGGACGGCUGAGUCCAGUGAAAUUGUAUCGGAUAAGGGAUCUGACCUUGACAAGUUCUCUGACCCGGAAACGAUUUUACGAAUGGAAAGACAGGUAUUUAGCAAUGAGUGAUUAUUAGAUCUUUUAAAUAUAUGUUGCUUCUGGUGUGGCUGCUUCAUUUUAACAACCGGCCUUCGACCUACUCAAACCGUUUUAUAUUAAUGGUACUGAGGGAAUCAAUAAAGAGCCACGGCCAUGGCGUAGGACUGUCUGUAGGACAAUCGUUUAAACACUGGCAGUUAGGGUGUAGGACUGCCUGUAGGCCAACAGUUUAAAGGCCGGCAGGUAGGGUGCAGGACUGCCUGUAAGCCUAUUGUUUUAAGGCCGACAUCCAGGAUGUAGGACUGCCUGUAAGCCUAUUGUUUUAAGACUGACAGGUAGGAUGUAGGACUAUCUUUAAACCAUAUUGUUUUAAGGCCGACAUCCAGGAUGUAGGACUGCCUGUAAGCCUAUAAGUUAACUCUUUUUUUUUUUUUGUAACACUUGGAUCAACCCGGGUAUUUUCUCAUCAUGCCCGGACACGGUGUAAACAACUGCACCCGGUUAAGCCCCUAGUGUGUAGUACAUUAUAUUUGAAUAACAGUUCUUGUAUUCGCCAUUUCCUUGUUCUUUUAAGCUCUGACAUUUUCCAAUAACUAUUUAACAACUGAUGUUUUUGUACAUGGGUGAAAUGCAUGGCAUUAUUGUUUGGAUGUGGGGCUUUUUUUGUGGUUUAACUAAUGGGGGAGUGGGUUUUAGGAAUUUUUCAUGGAUGGGGGAAAAUCUAUAAAUGACGUUACACACAUUUUUUUUUCUUCUUUCAAGUUGCCAGAAAAUUACAACACUAAUUGUAACACGAAUAAGACACUUUAAAAACACGACUUCACAAAUUCGUUGAUUCCCCCUCUACCAACUCCCUCCUUCCCCGCCCCCUCCCCACUCCGCUGCGUGACGUCGUUUAUGAAUGGCCCCUUGACUGAGUGGGCAUCUAACACUAGUAACUGGUAGAUUCUCUUCCCAACGAAUAUGCCCCCCCCCCCUCCCCCACGCCCCACCAGACCAUCGUCGCCGCAGCCCAUCUUUUGGAAUGUUGAUACAUGCCCCCUUCCCCAAAGACAUUGGACAUCCUCAACGAGCUUCGCGAACGUUCCCUACUCGCCCAAUGUGUGACUAUGAGAAUCACAUUGGGUUUUUAAAAAAAAAUAAAGAUUACUGAUAUUAACUUAUAAAAUGAACAGUGCCAAUAACUCCUUUCAAGUUGAAAUGUUGUACGCCCCUGUGUGUAAGAUUUGAUAGACAAAUAGCACAGUUAAAAAUACAAUUAUUGUAUAGUAAUUGUUUUAACAUAACAUAUAGCGGGCAUAUAGGGUUCAGUAGUGUAGUGGUUAUCACGCUCGCCUCACACGCGAGAGGUCCUGGGUUCAAUCCCCAGCUGAACCAUAUUUAAUUUUUUUUAUGAUUGGACAUUUUCCCGAAAAUAGUUUGACACUUGCAAAAAAGUAGCUUUUACUUUCCUUAACGUUAAAUAUCGCAGUAAUGCAUACAAAACUUUCUUAUUUUAAAUAUCGGAGAAUGGUUUCUCACCCUCCAACCCUAAUUAUGAAUAGAUAUUAGUUUGAAUAAUAAGUGAUUCGCUAAACAAUGUUUGUUUCUUUGACGUUAAAACAUCUCAGUAAUGCAUUUCCAAUCUUUCACAGAUGACGUCCCAAAAGUUUACCACCAAGCAGAGGAAUUUCUCACGGAACAAUCCUGUAAAUAACAUGCUCCAUUGCAAUUUAUCCUGGAGCUCAUCUCCGCAUGAUGAUCCCAGGGCGUUGUCGCUAGAAAGAACGCACCCUGCUAUCAGCAGACGACAGCCGAGCCUCGACACCGACACCGGCCACCACACCGAAAAUGAAAAUGAAAUCGCACACAAAAACCACCAUCUUGAAAACUUCAGCACCGCUGUCGUUGAAAAUUUAACAGAUCCCGAGUCCAGACGCCGAAUGAAUCCAGCGCGUACGUCCCGUCGCCCCGGUGCUGGUACGUCAUAUCCUUCCGAGGAUCUGUCACAUCAUCCCGGGUACUCUAACGUUAUAAAUAUCAAACACCCCAGAAGUGAGAGACGCAUGGCCAGGCGUCACGUGGACACUUGUGUUGUAAAACAUUUUCAUCGUGUGUCAUUUUCAACUAAGAAUAUCGGGCCGAGCAGCAAGAACAGCGUUGGUUCAAGGAAUAUGAGACUUGGGGAAAUUCUCAAGAGCAACAAGGCUGCACCGAGCCCAAACGGAAAUGGAAAAUUCGCGCGACGUGUUCUCGGGAUGAGCACGUGGCCGGACGAGAGUAGCGCUGGUCCCGAGAACAGAGAUGGCGCCUCGACGGAGGAUGAUGGUGGCGACAACGAGGACGAAAUGUGGCUGAACGUGGUGAACACUCCACUUGUGGAUAAAAGAAUUUACGACCGCUACGCGAAUGUCAAACUGUUGCCUAUAAAAAAAUAAAACAAAAUGUCAAAUCCUCAAGGAUUUUCCGCAAUCUGGUGAAUAUAAUGGUGGAAUCAAAUUGAGUUAUUCCAUCUGGUGAAUGUAAUGGUGAAUUAAAAUAAUUUAUUCCAUCU